CAGUUUCACGCGCCUUGCACAUGACGAAAUCGAGCAGCGCCGCUGUAUCUACUCCUGCCUCCCCACCGCCCAGCGUCAAGCAACGCCUAUCGAACUUGAAGAGGCUGGGCGAGUACCUACCCAUGGGACCAAGCAAGAAGUCGAAGCUCAACGAUAAGGCUCCUGCGUCCGAGCCCCAGUUAACGAGAGACGCGCAACCAGCACAGUCUGCGUCAUCAAAGCCGUCUCCAGCGUCUUGUUCCUCGACCAGCCUAGAAUCAAUCCUCCCAAGAAGCAGUACAACCUCAACAAAAGAGUCGGUUAGUACUCAGAAAAGCUGGUAUGGUGGCAGCUGGAGAUCCAAGGCGUCCCCAGUCGUAGCCCAAGUCGCAAGAGAGAAUGUGGGGGCCUUGGGAGGGCCAAAUCAAGAGCUUCCGAAAGAAUCAAAUAGAUCUGCCUCAGGUUCUCCCGCAACACUGUUGUCUAAAAGGCGACCGAGUAAGGGAAACCCUAUUGCUGCUUCGAUGACCAAAGUACAUGUUACAUCAAAUGGAGAUGACGACGGAAUACCAGUGUCAUCCACCAACUCGGGUGCCCCUUCAAAAGAUACUAUGGAGGAACCUCCACUUCCACCAGACCCUACAGUCACAGAGGAGAAGGAAGAUACGAUAGUCGCAGAGAACACAAAUAGAUAUUCCACUGGGAUGUCUAUGCUCACAAGCUGGUGGUCAAGACCUGACGGUUACGAGACCGUAAAAGCUAGACCAGUUGAGUCAAUUGAAGCACAAAGGAUACCGUUACCAGGGAACACGCCGGUGGGUGAGUCAGAAGCAGAAGAUAAGGACUUGAAAACCCAAGAGCCUACCGAUAGCGAGCAUGCAACUGUCGCCACAGAGGGGCAAGCAUCUUCAGAUGUGGUUGCAAGCGAAAAAUCUCAACAGCAGCAGCAACAACAACAAAAUCGGUCCUCGUGGUUCUGGCUUUGGAGUAGAUCGCAGAGCAUACACCAUGAUGGCGAGGUUCAACCAGAAAUAGUUCGGUCUAAAGACGUUACCAAGGAUGGUUCCAAGAUCACCGGCUCUGCCCAGGCUGCAGUGGUAGAACAGCAAAGCAUACAAACGCCACUUGAGCCAGAAUCCCUGACGAAGCAAGUCCAGGCUGAUACGCCUAAAGGUCCGUCGACGAAAUCUACCGGGUGGGCGUUCUGGUCAAGAGAGAAUCCCAAGGCGAAGGAUGACACAGACUCUGUUCACAGGGAGGUUGGUGAGAUAGCUGUUGCCGACACACCAUCACAGAACCAUCCGGAAGCUGCUCAAUUCAAUGAAAGAGAGGAACCCCGGUCUCAAGAGCAUACACCAGCUAAGGCUAGGCCACAUGGAAAGGAUAGCGUGAAGAAAUCCGCCACCAGCAGCACUCCCUCUAUUACGAACCGGGGAAUGAAGCCAAAACCAAUUGAAGACAGCGAUACAGCAGUUCAACCGCCACUCAAAGUCGAGCAGUGCACAAAUUUCGUUCUGCCUGAUUUCCGAAGUACAUAUCAAUUUGCCCAGUCGCCCUCAGUCUGGCAGCAAAUACGUCGUUACUUGUUGGGUGACCAGGAAGAGACUCCCCAUAUAAAACUGCUUCCAUCACCACCUAGAGUCAAGAAGGCUUUAGCUGUAGGUAUUCAUGGCUACUUUCCUACGUCACUCAUACGAUCCAUGAUUGGACAACCAACAGGAACCUCCAUCCGGUUCGCGAACUGUGCAGCCAAUGCAAUUUCAGAGUGGACGCACCAUCAUGGUGGCUAUUCUUGCGAGAUUGAGAAGGUUGCCCUUGAAGGUGAAGGGUUCAUAGCUGAUCGAGUAGAUACGUUGUGGAAGCUGCUGCUUAAUUGGAUUGAACACGUCCGAAAUGCCGACCUCAUCAUGGUAGCGUGCCAUUCUCAAGGCGUGCCUGUUGCGAUCAUGCUGAUCGCGAAGCUGAUAUCAUUCGGAUGUAUAAGCCCAAUGGCAAGGAUAGGUGUAUGCGCUAUGGCGGGAAUCAAUCUUGGUCCCUUUGUCGAAUACAGGACGAGGUAUCUGGGCAGCACCGCUGCAGAAUUGUUCGAAUUCUCCAACCCAAAGAGCACUCAAUCAGCCAAUUACAUGAACGCUAUGCAAGAAGUACUUAAGUUUGGCGUCAAGUUGGUGUACGUCGGUAGCCUGGACGAUCAGCUGGUUUCUUUGGAAUCCUCCACCUUCGCUAACAUCUCGCACCCCUAUAUCUACCGCGCAGUGUUCGUUAACGGGAAAUUGCACGCUCCGGACUUUAUGACACACCUAGUAGGCUUUGUAUUGAAGCUUAGGAACUUGGGCCUUCCCGACCAUGGUCUGAUCCAUGAGCUAUCGCCAGCAUUGGCAGGUUCUCUCUAUUCCGGUGAAGGCCAUUCCCGCAUUCAUGAGGAUUCUUCUGUGUAUUCUCUCGCGGUUUCACACAUCCUCGAAACCACUAAUAUACCCCAUACCGUACCGCUUAUUAUCAAAGACUUCCAAGGCAGUACGAGUAGCAUCAACCCCAAUCCUUACUUUUUGCCUUGGGCGAUGAGAGGACUACUAGAAGAAGAGUUUGUUAGACGCGAACUGGGAAAAGAAGUGGACGAGUUGCUGAGCAUGUUUGAAGCCUGGAAGCCAACAAGCAAGGCAUUGAAAGAUGUCAAAUUCAGGCUGGAAGCUGUGCGGAGUAGACUUUGAAACACAUUGGGAAGGUCGUCGCACACCGGGUGUAGAGAAACGAAAUUUUGGCGUUCAUUUCAUGUUGUUGGAGGAGGCGUCGUAUCACUCAGUCUCGCC
Molecule: messenger RNA, 2789 nt
Organism: Pseudovirgaria hyperparasitica
Lineage: Eukaryota; Fungi; Ascomycota; Dothideomycetes; Acrospermales; Acrospermaceae
Exons: 3
Coding region: 21-2690 (889 amino acids)
Source: RefSeq, a predicted model, not a curated record